Molecule: messenger RNA, 2506 nt
Organism: Bactrocera neohumeralis
Lineage: Eukaryota; Metazoa; Arthropoda; Insecta; Diptera; Tephritidae
Gene: Swt1
Product: transcriptional protein SWT1
Exons: 6
Coding region: 127-2055 (642 amino acids)
Cellular component (GO): nucleus
Source: RefSeq, a predicted model, not a curated record
CAGCUGUCAGCUGUGAAAAAAUUGUUUCCCAUUCAAACAAAUUGCUGAAAAAUAAAUUCCACACGGUUUAUCUAUAUUUUGUAAAUUAUUUUAUGCAUUUUCAAGGAUUCCUAACAACAAUAAGCAAUGGAAAAGCGUCAGCUACGAAAUAGCAAGUCCAAAACGGACGAAUGGAUAAAAUGUCAGUCCAAACAACGGCCUGGCCAAUAUUAUAUGUUCAAUAAGGCAACAGGCGAAACCAAAUGGUGCAGUGAAUUGAAAGAAGAUUCGCCUUUAAACAAAUCAAAUGAUACAAAGAAACCAGCAUCGCCACCAAAAAAUAUAAGUGCAAAAUCCAUACGAACACCAGCUCAGGAUCGUCUUAAGCGUUUGCAACAUGAUUUAAAAAAGGAGCAUAAAGAAAAAUUAGCACAGAAGCAAAGCCAUAGUACACGACGACAACGUAGUCAAGAACAAGUUGUAACAAUAAGCAAAGAAAAUAAGAGUGUUGCGGUUAAGGAGACAAAGAAUAAAACUCCAAGAACAAAAUCCACAACAGUUAUUACACCAACAGAUUCCAGAAAGGAUUGUCAGCCAUCAACAAGCAAAGAUGCUUUAUUAGUUAAUAAAGAAACCGAUAAGCGAACAAACAACAGCUCAUCACAAAUAAAUACCACCAUAAAUAAAUCAAAACAAAAGUCAUCAAAAACUCAAAACAAAAAACGUACAUCCGCUGAAGCAACAGUCGAUACGGCGAUGAAACGAAAAAAACCUUCAAAUCAAGACCUGCCCCUCAAAGAGAAAGAUUCACCAAACACCGAAGACGCAAAAAAUGAGGCGACUUCCCACAAGCAAACUGCUGUUGUAAGUGGUAUUGGUAGCGGCAUUGUAAACAAAAUAAAAGCUAUUUGCAAGAGUACCUUCAACAGCUAUUGCAACGCCAAAAACGCUUUGAGCCAAAAACCAUUAAAACCAUGUAUCAAGCCAAAUAGUUUUAAAAUACCAAAAAAACCAAGUGGAGCACAAAAUUCUGCAAAUUUAACAGUUCAAAUUAGGGAACCUGAAAAUCGCCACGCCUAUGAGGAUGGGAGCGAAAGUGAUAUAUCCAACAAUAGUAAUGACAUAUCUAAUGCACCGAUGACCAUUGUAAUGAAAGGCACCGCAACGCCAUCUAAUGGCGAUGCCACUGUGGAUUUUAAAGCAAUCGCCUUAACUACACUGCCGCCGUCACAGUUAUAUGCAUCGCCUAAUCGUGCCUUGCCUGCCUACCCGCAGGGAAGUGCUAAUUCGCGCUUAGAACGUUUACGUAAUUCACUUACCCAACAAGCGUUCUCAAGUGACCAAAAAAUGUCUACCCCAACGCGCCUAUGCGCAUCAGCGUGUUCAUCAGCUUUAGCGUGUGUACUACGCGACACGACGAUGGCGGACGAAAGUACUGAAAAUAUAGAUGAACCAAUGGACUGGAUGCCAAUUGAAGAGAUGAAAACGGAAACAAUUGAGUUAUCUAGCAAUGAGUCCAGCAAUCAACAAGCUGAAACCAUGGGCGAAUACUAUGGCACCGUCAAUGAAAAUCUACUACGUUACGCCGUAGAACAGAAAGUUGCUGCGGCAGGUACAAUUGGCAGAUGGCUUAAUGAUUAUUAUUAUUUUGUUUUGGAUACAAACGUGUUGUUGCAACAUUUAGCAUUCCUUGAAGAGUUAUGCCAUAUGAAAUUGUGCGAUACCGGCGGUACCAUACUGUAUAUACCGUAUAGUGUACUACAAGAGCUAGACAAAUUAAAACAAUUUGCGGUGGGCGAUGGCACCAAAGUGCUGGCAGUACGCGCUAUCAAAUACCUUAAUUCCAAAUUCGAAACAAAGAAUAAACAUUUACAAGCACAAAGCGCACUUAGCGAGCUGGAACACCUUGUCGAAAUCACUUCGCCAGACGAUCGCAUAAUCAACUGUUGUUUACAAGUCAAACAGCAAAUUGAUCAUGUUAUCUUAUUAACUGAGGAUAUAAACUUGCGUAAUAAGGCUAUUUGUAAUAAUAUUUUAGUGUCGACAAAAUCGGAUCUUCUAGCGAAGCAUACAUAAUGGCGACAGCUGCAUAUUUAAAUUGACAUUAAUUUGAUAUUUAAAAAUAAGCUGUUGUGUUCGACGUUAUGUCUGACAAAUGUGCUUAACUAGUGAUAUACUGCCAUGCUAGACGUUUAAGUUUCAUAUAAAUUCAAUUCGUGUAACGUAGAACGUAAACUAUUUUAAAAGCGAUACUCUCAAUCACUCGCAACAUCACUUUGUUUCGCUGAGUAUUUUUGAACAAUUUGUGAUAUGGCGAAAAAAACAUAACAUUACAUAGAAUAAUAUAAUAAAUAAUAGUUUAGUACUAAAUUUAGUUUGUAAACUUGUUACAAGUAUUCGCGGAAGUUACAUUUGAAAUAUGUAAAUGAAUUGAUAUUUUUAUACUCGUAUGGAACGAAAAUUACGUUAAUAUUUUUUCAAUAAAUCUGAAGAAUUUCCAAUGCAAGCAAAAUCCAUUUUAAUACCC